UACGGUAAAUUUUGAUCUUGAAGGCAGUCGUCCUUCCUUAUUUCGGACCAAUUGCUAAAUUAUAACAUGGGGAAGCCCGCCGGAAAGAAGAAGGAUCUCUCGGACCACAAGGCUACAAAUGCAAACGGCAAGAGUGGCAAGCUCUCUGAGCGAACCCCCAAAGCUAUUGUUGAUGAAGACACAGCUAUGUUUAUCAACAUGUCUCAUGAGCUCAAGGAAGAAGGUAACAAACUCUCUCAAAAGAAGGAUCACGAAGGCGCUAUAUUGAAGUAUGAGAAGGCCCUCAAACUCCUUCCAAAAAACCACGUAGAAAUUGCGCUCCUCCGAAGCAGUAUGGCUUGGUGUUAUAUGCAAAUGGGUCUGGGGGAGUACCCCAAAGCAAUCAAUGAAUGUAACUUGGCACUAGAAGUAUCACCCAGGUACAGCAAAGCUCUGUUGAGAAGAGCAAAGUGCUAUGAAGAGUUGAACCGUUUGGAUUUGGCUUUGAGAGAUGUUAGUAAUGUUUUGAGUUGGGAACCCAAUAACCUUACUGCAUUGGAGAUCCUGGAGAGUUUGAAAAAGACAGUCGAGGAGAAGGGCCUCAACAUUGAUGAGCAAACGAUUGGUUUGACUAGUCCUGGUUCUCGCUUGCGUAAUGUGGUCAGAGAGAAACUAAAGAAAAAGAAAAAAAAGAGAGAGACAGACAAGGCAGAGGAUAAGGUUGUUGUUGAGGAGAAUCUAAGUGCUGCAAAAACUGAAGAAGUGGUGACAAAAACAAUUGAUAAGGAAAAACUGAUUGUGGAACCUGUCAAGGAAGAAACAAAGGUAACAAGGACGGCCAAGUUGGUCUAUGGAGAGGAUAUAAGGUGGGCACAGUUGCCUGUGAAUUGUAGUCUGAAAUUGGUAAGGGAUAUUAUUAGGGAUCGCUUUCCUGGCUUGAAAGGUGUUCUUGUGAAAUAUAAAGAUCAAGAUGGUGACUUGGUCACAAUCACUACCACUGAGGAACUAAGGCUAGCUGAAUCUUCCGGUCAUGUGCUAGGCUCGAUUCGACUCCAUAUCACAGAAGUUGAUCCAAGCCAGGAACCACCUUAUGAAGAACUAACCGGUGAAAAACAGGUGCGAACAGAUGAUGCUAUCAAGCGGAAUUGUCCUACGGAAGAAGGCAAAGAUAUUGUAACAAAAAGGACGACCACUGUGGAGGAGUGGAUUGUUCAAUUCGCAAGGCUGUUUAAGAAUCAUGUUGGGUUUGAUUCUGAUGGAUAUUUGGAUCUUCAUGAGAUAGGAAUGACGCUGUAUACAGAAGCAAUGGAGGAUAGUAUAAUAUGUGAUGAAGCUCAAGAACUUUUUGAUAUUUCUAUAGAUAAAUUUCAAGAGAUGGCUGCUUUAGCAAUGUUUAACUGGGGGAAUGUUCACAUGUCCAAGGCGAGGAAGCGUGCUUCCAUUUCAGAGGACGCGUCAAGAGAAUCUUCUUUCGAGAAUAUUAAAGCCGCAUAUGAGUGGGCACAAAAGCAAUACAAGCUAGCAGAAAGGAGGUACGAAGAAGCUGUGAAAAUCAAACCAGACUUCUGUGAAGGUUUUCUCGCUCUUGGGCAUCAACAAUUUGAACAAGCAAAGCUGUGCUGGUACUAUGCAAUCGCAUGCAAGAAGGAUCUUGAAUCAGGGCCUUCUGAUGAGGUUUUACAACUCUAUAACAAGGCAGAGGACAGCAUGGAGAAAGGCAUGUUGAUGUGGGAGGAGAUGGAGGAACAGCGCUUAAAUGGACUGUCCAGAUCAGAAAAAUAUAAAGCUCAAUUGGAGAAAAUGGGUUUGGAUAGCAUUUUCAAGGAUGUUUCUUUUGAUGAAGCUACAGAGCACGCUGAUAACAUGAGGUCACAGAUAAAUCUUUUAUGGGGCACUUUAUUGUAUGAACGUUCUGUUGUAGAAUACAAGUUAGGCCUACCCACAUGGGAGGAAUGUUUGGAGGUUUCAGUUGAAAAAUUUGAACUUGCUGGAGCUUCUCAAACUGAUAUUGCAGUUAUGAUAAAAAAUCAUUGUUCCAAUGUCACAGCACUGGAAGGUUGGGGAUUCAAAAUUGAUGAGAUAGUACAGGCGUGGAACGAGAUGUACGAUGCUCAAAGGUGGCAAUUUGGAGUCCCAUCGUUUCGACUUGAACCACUGUUUCGUCGGCGAGCCCCGACACUCCAUUACUUGUUGGAGCAAAUUUGAGCUUUUUAUUUGUUCUUCUUGUGUUUGGGAUUGUCCUGAGGCAUCACUAAUUGCUUCUAGUUUUUGUCCCUCAUCCGAUUUUUCAACAGGUUGCAAUUUUUUUGUGUUAUUGUCGUCCCCGGAGGGUGA
Molecule: messenger RNA, 2313 nt
Organism: Neltuma alba
Lineage: Eukaryota; Viridiplantae; Streptophyta; Magnoliopsida; Fabales; Fabaceae
Product: protein PHOX1-like
Exons: 3
Coding region: 67-2184 (705 amino acids)
Molecular function (GO): protein binding
Source: RefSeq, a predicted model, not a curated record